Messenger RNA from Bombyx mandarina (wild silkworm), 594 nucleotides. RefSeq lists its product as uncharacterized. NCBI's taxonomy places the organism in Eukaryota, Metazoa, Arthropoda, Insecta, Lepidoptera, Bombycidae. The record is from RefSeq and is a predicted model, not a curated record.
CAGUAGAUCAACACAGACCACAAUGAACAAGCUGGUGGUGUUGUUUUCAAUCUUCGCGGCCGCCGUCGCCAAGCCCAGUGUGGUGGCUCCUUUGGCCUACAGCGCUAUCGUGCCUGGAGUUAGUUCGCUGUCCCAGUACAGCACCAGUGUGGUCCACGGAUCGCCUCUGGUAGCUCCUGCUUUGUACAACGCUGCACUCGUCGCUCCCGGUGUGGUUCCUGCAGUCGCCGCCCUCUCUCAAGCCCCGCACUCUCCUGCUGUCGUCCUGGAUGCUGUUAACGGUGUCCCUCUCGACACUCCUGAAGUCGUCGCUGCCCGCGCCGCUCACUUCCAGGCAAAAGCUCUAUCUGGCUACCACCACCUCCGCAAGCGGUCUGCCGUCGCUCCCGUGGCCUACAGCUCCGUCGUCUCUCCCCUUGCCUACUCUUCCCCUGUAGUCUCCGCCUAUUCAGCUCCCUUUGUAUCGGCAUAUUCUACUCCUGUAGUUUCUCCUGUUUCCCUAUACCCUAAAGCCCUUAGCGUCCACCCAUGGUAAAAAGCUCUUAAUAUAUUUAAAAGUAAAACUUCUAUCAUGUGGAUUCACUGCCAAUAAAU